This is a messenger RNA of Miscanthus lutarioriparius, 354 nucleotides long. The record is from the annotation of a GenBank genome assembly. NCBI's taxonomy places the organism in Eukaryota, Viridiplantae, Streptophyta, Magnoliopsida, Poales, Poaceae.
AUGGAGGCCGCAGCCUCCGCCCUUCUCCUCCUUGGCCUCAGCGCCAGCCUCGCUGCCUUCGCCUCGGCCGCGGCUCCGUACGACCCGCCGACGGUGGGGGGCUACCGCGUCGGCUACGACAUCGAGCUCUCAGGCACGGUGUCCCCCGGGACAGUCACGGGGCUCGAGGGCGUCCGCGUCCGCGUGCUCUUCGUCUGGGUGCCCAUCACCGGCGUCCAGGUGGCCGGCGGAGAGGUCACUGUCCACAUCGGGCCAAUCAGGAAGUCGUUCCCUGCCGUUGGGUUCAAAUCCAGCCCCCAGUGCACCAUCGGAUCGGCGGCGGCAGAUAUCUUGCUUCCUUCGGUAGAACAGUAG